This is a messenger RNA of Iphiclides podalirius (scarce swallowtail), 864 nucleotides long. NCBI's taxonomy places the organism in Eukaryota, Metazoa, Arthropoda, Insecta, Lepidoptera, Papilionidae. The record is from the annotation of a GenBank genome assembly.
AUGAAAACCAAUUGUACCGAUGAGGGAAGAUCAUACUCACCGCAGGCAGCUAAAUAUUUUGAGUCCACCAAUCAGCUGUUUGUAUGGAACUGCCUGGAUGAGUGUCGCUACAACUGUAUGUGGCGCACGGUGAAAGGAUUCCAGGAGAGAGGGUAUCAGAUACCAAAAUUUCAUGGCAAGUGGCCUUUUAAAAGGAUAUUUGGUGUGCAAGAACCGGCAUCAGCUUUCUCAUCUUUCCUGAACUUGGCAGUACAUGUCUACAUGCAUGUAGAGAUAACGCGUCUGUUCCCAGUGGAUGAUCGGCCUAUUGUCCUCUUCUGGCAUUUUUUUGCAGCGGUAUGCAUGAAUGCGUGGGUCUGGUCGAUGAUAUUCCACGUCAAGGACAACCCUUUCACUGAGUUCAUGGACUAUUCCUGCGCCCUGUCCAUGGUUAUGAUAAUGUACGCUGCCGCUAUAAUUAGGGUGUUCCACAAGAAGAGGAAAACCGCUGCCCUCAUACUGUUCGUGUCUCUUCUUUACUACAUUGCGCACGUGCGCUAUCUUUACUCUGAGAACGUCGACUACGACUACAACAUGAUGGUCAACGUGUUCUUCGGGACGGUGGGCUCGCUGAUCUGGACGGCGUGGGCGGGGCGCGAGUACCUGGCCGGACGAAGGUACACUUGGCGCGUGGGGGCCUUCGCGGUGCUGUCGGGCGCCGCCCUGGCGCUCGAGCUGCUCGACUUCCCGCCCAAGCUGGACGCGUGGGACGCGCACGCCCUCUGGCACCUCAGCACCGUGCCCCUGCCGCUGCUUUUCUACAGAUUCGUCAUAGACGAUCUGCAAUACACGCAAGGGAUGGAAAAAGGCGACCUCAAAUUGACU